Sphaerulina musiva SO2202 is the source of this 765-nucleotide messenger RNA. RefSeq names its product S-adenosyl-L-methionine-dependent methyltransferase. The record is from RefSeq and is a predicted model, not a curated record. The annotation marks the transcript as partial. The transcript has a single exon. NCBI's taxonomy places the organism in Eukaryota, Fungi, Ascomycota, Dothideomycetes, Mycosphaerellales, Mycosphaerellaceae.
GUGCUCGACCUAUUGACACCCGGCCCGGGCGAUGCGAUACUAGACAUUGGAUGUGGUGAUGGUGCAUUGACGGCCCGUCUGGCGAGCAAGGCGCCCCUCGGAACAAUUGUGGGCAUAGACAGCUCGGCAGCCAUGAUCGAACAUGCGAACACGACUUAUUCAGCCUCCGGCGUGAAUCUCGUUUUCAUGCAGCACGAAUGUUCGAGACUGGAUCAAAAGCCAGACGAUAUGAUAGUGUGGGAAGGCGCGUGGGAUUGGGUUUGGUCGAACUCGACCUUUCACUGGCUUCUCCGGCACCAGGAUACCAGGGCGACACUAUUCGAGGAUGUUCAUCGUUUAUUAAAGCCUGGAGGCAGAGUCGUCUUUGAAUGUGGAGGUGCCGGAACCGUCCCAGAAGCAAUCACGGCGUUCGUCGCAGCAAUGGCCUUCCACGGAGUACCUGCCGAGACCCGAAAGCAGGUCAAUCCAUGGUUUUUCCCAAGCGCCGAGUGGACGCGAAAGGCAUUGGAGGGUGCUGGGUUUGAGGUGAUUGUAUGCGAGACGCACCAUCAGCCGCACAAGGUUUCUGAGCACAACGGUAGCUUGGAAGGCUGGGUGCGGCAGCUUGGUGCCGUGUUCCUCGAUGCUAUCGAGCCACAAGAAGGGCCCAGGCGGGAUGGAGUCGUGAGAUGGGUGUGCGACGUGCUGAACGAAAGUAUCGAAAGGAAAGAGGAUGGAACGCGAUGGCUCAGUUAUGUCAAAUUGAGAGUGCUCGCCAGGAAAUAG